AUGGCGGUGCCGAAGAUCCUAGUAUGCCGGACCAUGCCCACUUCGGUACUGCGUCGAGCCGAAGCAGCCGGCAAAGUCGAACUCAUCACUCGACCUGACCACGAAGGCGAACAAGCACCGUCGCGCGACUGGGUACUCUCCAACCUGCGCGACAACACCAUCUCCGGCGCCGUCAUCUGCCUCUCCGACAAGGUCGAUGCCGAAUUCCUCGAUGCAGCAGGUCCAUCCCUCAAGGUGAUCUCGACCAUGUCCGUCGGCUACGACCACAUCGACCUGCCGCUCUGCAAGCAACGCAGCGUUCGUAUCGGCAACACGCCUCGCGUGCUCGAUGACGCUGUCGCUGAACUCUGCCUGCUACUCACCCUCAUGGUGACACGUCAAGUUCCAGUCGCAACUCGAACGGUCCGCGAAGGCGAAUGGCCUCACAACCCCUGGACACCGACCUGCUUCAUGGGCCCUCAAUUGCGAGGCAAGACCAUCGGUUUCUUGGGAUUCGGAAACAUCUCCCAAUCCUUGUGCAAGCUUCUCGUACCUUUCAAACCAGCUCGGAUGGUGUAUACCACGUCAAAGGCGAGACCGUUUCAGCGGGACGACGAGUACUUUUCUUCGUUGAUGCAAGACGCGUUCCCGGUCGACAGGAUCAAGGUGGAGAAUGUGGCGGAUAAAUUCGAGAUGGCGAGGCAGGCGGACGUGGUGUUUGUGCUGGUGGAUCUGAAUCCGAGCACGAAGCACGUUGUCAACAAGGAGUUCUUGGAUGCCAUGAAGCCAUCGGCGUACAUCAUCAACGCCUCUCGGGGUGGGACCGUCGACACAUCAGCACUAGUCGAGGCUCUUCGUAACGACAAGAUCGCCGGAGCUGGACUGGAUGUCAUCGAAGGAGAACCAGGUGAGUUUUACUGCGGAAACCCACGGAAAAAGCCUUCGGGAACACGGCAAGAUCCGAGCCGUCCAAGAGAUGGUGACAAAUGGUUGCGGUGUGACGAUGAGAGUCGUGUUUGUAAAGACAAGUCGUAUCGAUGCAAUGGCGGCAAAGUCGGUUCUGGCGCCAACGCCGGCACCUUCAACGCCGCCAAGGGCGCUCUUGCCGGUGCGGGUGCCGGUGCUGCUGCCAGCUCGUCUUCCGGCAACAAGGCUACUCCCAAGACCUAUCCCUUCUGGCUCGGAGGUGCCGCCGGCUGCUGCGCAGCAUCCAUCACCCACCCGCUCGAUCUCACCAAGUACCGCCUGCAAACAGCCACCGUCAAACAGGGCAUGUUCCGCACCAUCAUCCUCUCGGUCCGCUCCGAAGGCGUCACCUCGCUCUGGCACGGUCUCACCGCCACGCUCCUGCGUCAAUUCACCUACUCGGUUACCCGUUUCGCCGUGUACGAAGACAUGAAAACGCGCGUCACCGCUGCCUCGGGCAAGGCGCCUACGACCUCGGAGCUCGCGCUGUGCUCCGGAACUGCGGGUGCCGUCGCGGGCGUGGUGGGGAACCCAGCGGAGAUCGUGCUGGUGAGGAUGUGUUCCGACCUCAACCUGCCCAAGGACGCGCGCUAUGGGUACAAGAACUGCAUCGACGGCCUCGUCAGGAUCGUCAAGGACGACGGUGCAGGUACGCUCUUCCGUGGCCUCUCUCCGAACGUCUUUAGAUCCGUCGUCAUGAACAUCUCCCAGCUCGGCUCGUACGACCUGUUCAAGGGAAUCCUCCAAAAGCUAGACGUCGUCCCCGACGGUCCCGUACUCCAGACCGCGGCCAGCUUCUGCGCCGGUACGCUCAGCACUACGCUCUGCACCCCCAUCGACGUGGUCAAGUCGCGCGUCCAGAACCUCAAAAAGGGUGCCGGCAACGUCGGUGUUGCCGGAGUCAUCAGGGAUGCCCUCGCCAAGGAUGGUCCCACGGUCUUCUUCAGAGGUUGGACGCCGGCGUGGUUGCGUCUGCAGCCGCAGACGACGCUGCUCUUCUUGUUCUUCGAGCAGUUCAAGAGUUUGGUGGAUAAGAGUAGGGAGGGGAAAGCGCAGGCAGAGGUGAGGGUCAACAAUUGA
This is a messenger RNA of Pseudozyma hubeiensis SY62, 2025 nucleotides long. RefSeq lists its product as hypothetical. Gene Ontology annotation, molecular function: NAD binding; antiporter activity; sulfate transmembrane transporter activity. The coding region runs from base 1 to 2025 and encodes 674 amino acids. The record is from RefSeq and is a predicted model, not a curated record. Lineage: Eukaryota; Fungi; Basidiomycota; Ustilaginomycetes; Ustilaginales; Ustilaginaceae. The transcript is spliced from 5 exons. Gene Ontology annotation, biological process: succinate transmembrane transport; malate transmembrane transport; phosphate ion transmembrane transport.